ACCCCCACCCGCCCCUCCUGUAGGGAAGCCUCUUCUGUCUCCCCCAAGCGCUGCAUCGGUGGCCCCUCCUGGAAUCUGGGCUUGGCCGUACCUUGAAUCAGGCGGCUUUUGGCUUGAAACACAGAUUGGCAGAAGAGGGAAGAGCAAGAAGAAGAAGAAGAGUUUUGAUUUGAUAUCCUGCUUUAUCACUACCCGAAGGAGUCUCAAAGUGGCUAAUGUUCUCCUUUCCCUUCCUCCCCCACAACAAACACUCUGUGAAGUGAGUGGGGCUGAGAGACUUCAAAGAAGUGUGACUAGCCCAAGGUCACCCAGCAGCUGCAUGUGGAGGAGGGGGGAAGCGAACCUGGUUCACCAGAUCACGAGUCUACCGCUCUUUACCAAGAUGGAUGGACAAGCCACAGCUGGCCUUGACACCAUCCGGGAUGGGAGGAGUGAGGGGUUCUGGGAAAGAACUGUGCAGAAGAUCCUAGAUACGGAGGAUGCCCUCAGCUCAGACGCUCAGCGCCAGCAUUUCAGGCAGUUCCGCUACCAGGAGGCCGAGGGCCCCCGAGAGGUUUGCAACCUACUUCACGAAUUUUGCCGUUGGUGGCUGAAGCCAGAGAGACACACCAAGGCUCAGGUGCUGGACCUGGUGAUCCUGGAGCAGUUCCUGGCUAUCCUUCCCCCGGAGAUGCAGAGCUGGGUGAGGGAAUGUGGAGCAGAGACCUGUUCCCAGGCGGUGGCCCUUGCCGAAGGUUUCCUCCUGAGCCAGGCAGAGGACAGGAAGCCAAAAGAGCCACAGGGUCUGUUCACAGAAGCAGCCACUGAUUUCCUUGAUGCUGUGAAGGCUCCAGAAAACAUCGGAGAGAUUCCCCUGCAAAAGUGGAAGGUGCAGGAGGAGAAGGAUGGAGGUGCCAUCUUGCUGGGCAAUGGAAUGAUGCCAGCGAGACUUAAUCAUCCAUUUCUUUCUGGUGGAAGGGAAGCGGUUGCUGUGGCAACAGACCAGGAUCCAGCAUCGUUUGAGGAUGUGGCUGUGUAUUUCACGGCAGAGGAAUGGGCUCUGCUGCAUCCUGAUCAGAGAGCUCUACACAAAGAAGUCAUGGAGGAGAACUGUGGGAUCGUGGCCUCUCUCAGUAAAACACGCGGAAAGGACCUUCAUUAUAGUUCUGAUCUUGCUACACAUCAAAACAUUCAUAUUGGGGAGAAACCAUAUCAGUGCCUGGAGUGUGGAAAGAGUUUUCAUCCGAACAGGACUUCACAUCAAAUAAUUCACACAGGGGAGGAGCCACAUCAGUGCUUAGAGUGUGAAAAGGCUUUUCAUGAGAACGAAAGUUUCACUUACCAAACUCAUCAGAAAAUUCACACAGUGGAGAAAACCUAUACACCUUUGGAGUGUGUGAAGAGCUUUGGACAAAAUAAAACUCUCACUAAUCAUCAGAGAAUUCACAGAGAAGAGAAACCUUAUCGGUGUUUGGAGUGUGGAAAGUUCUUCAGCAGCAGGACAAAGCUCACUGAUCACCAGAGAAUUCACACAGGGGAGAAACCAUAUCAGUGCUUAGUGUGUGGAAUGAGCUUCACUCAGAAGAGGAAUCUCACCUGUCAUCAGACAAUUCACACAGGGGAGAAGCCAUAUCAGUGCCUGGAGUGCGGAAAGAGCUUCAGGCAGAAUUUAACUCUAGCUUACCACCAAAGAAUUCACACGGGGGAGAAACCGUACGAAUGCUUGGAGUGCAGAAAGAGCUUCAUUCGAAAGUGCGAUCUCACUUAUCACCAAAGAACUCACACCGGGGAGAAGCCGCAUAAAUGCCUGGAAUGUGGAAAGAGCUUCAUGCAGAAGACGAGCCUCACUUCUCAUCAAAAAAUUCAUACCGGAGACAAACCGUAUAAAUGCUCGGAGUGCGGAAAGGGUUUCUGCCUGAACAAGGACCUCAUUCGCCAUCAAAGAGUUCACACAGGGGAGAAACCAUACAAAUGCCUGGAAUGUGGGAAGUGCUUCACACAGAAGACGAUCCUUACUGCUCAUCAGAGAGUUCACACAGGGGAGAAACCGUAUCAGUGCUUGGAAUGUGGAAAGAGCUUCACACAGAAGGCAAAUCUCACCUAUCAUCAAGGAAUUCACACAGGGGAGAAACCGUAUCAGUGCUUGGUGUGUGGAAAGUGCUUCUGUCUGAGCAGGGACCUCACUUCUCAUCAAAGAAUUCACACGCAGGAGAAACCAUACCAGUGCAACGUGGGAACAGCUUCGAUACAAGGGCAUACCUCCAUUGUCAUGAAAGAAUUCACUCAGGGGCAAAAACAUAUAAGUACCUGGAGUGUGGAAAGAGCUUCAGAUAGACUGACGUGCAACCCCGGACGCGUGGAGGGGGGGAACUUUUUGUUGCUGAAUGCAAAGAGCGACUGGAAGCUGGAAUCCCCCCUCCGCCCCCCGUGGAUCGAAGACAAGGGGCGCCAACUGAAAGUCAGCACGCUUGGGUGGCUAUGGUUUAUAGACAACGAGCAUCUCUGGUCAGCACAGUCUUUGAAGAAGGAGGAAGAUUCGGAAUCUUUUUUGGAGCCCAGAUCAGUGAUGGACAAGCAAGACUUAGCUGGACCUGCAAGAAGAAGAGUGUCAGAUGACUUCAACAUUGGGAACAGUGGGGAAUUUUUGGAAAGAACCUUGCAGGAGAUCCUGGGCAAGGAAGAUGCCCUCAGCUCAGAUAUCCAGCGCCAGAAGUUCAGGCACUUCCACUACCAGGAAGCUGAAGGGCCCCGAGAAGUUUGCAACCGGCUCCACCACCUUUGCCGUGAGUGGCUGAAUCCAGAGCGACACACAAAAUCUCAGAUCCUGGACCUGGUGAUCCUGGAGCAGUUCCUGGCUGUCCUCCCCCCAGAGAUGGAGAGCUGGGUGAGGGAAUGUGGAGCGGAGACCAGUUCCCAGGCGGUGGCCCUGGCUGAAGGUUUCCUCCUGAGCCGGGCAGAGGACAAGAAUCAGGAAGAGAAGCAGGGACUGUUUGCAGAAGGGCCCACUGGUUUCCCUGAGGCAGAGAAGACGCCUUUGGACGCCAGAGGGAGUCCCCUGAGAUGGGUGGUCGUGCAGGAGGGGGACCAAAGUGCAGCCUUACCGGGUGAUGGAAUGAUGCUGGCAGGACCAUCUCAGCUGAAUCUUCCUUCUGACAGAGGGGAAGCAGUUGCCAUGGGAACAGAUCAGGCUCCCGUGUCCUUCCAGGAUGUGGCUGUGCAUUUCACCGAGGAGGAAUGGGCUUUGCUGGAUCCUGACCAGAGAGGGCUGCACAAGGAAGUCAUGGAGGAAAACUGUAAGGUCGUCGUCUCUCUCGCAGGUGGAAAGGGUUUUCAGCAUGGUUCCAGCCCUACCACGCCUCAAAGGACCCCUGGAAAUGACAAACCAUAUCAGUGCCAGGAAUGUGGAAAGAGCUUCACUCACAAGUGGGUUCUCACUAAUCAUCAAAGAAUUCACACAGGGGAGAAACCAUACAAAUGCUUGGAGUGUGGAAAGUGCUUCACUCGGAAGGUGAACCUCAUUCCUCAUCGGAGAAUCCACACAGGGGAGAAACCAUACCAGUGCUUGGAAUGUGGAAAGACCUUCAGGCAAAAGAGAUAUCUCACUUCACACCAAACCAUUCACACAGGACAGAAAUUAUUCCAGUGCUUGGAGUGCGGAAAGAGCUUCAGGCACAAUAUAACUCUAACGAACCACCAAAAAUUUCACACAGGAGAGACGCCGUAUCAAUGCUUAGAGUGCGGAAAGAGCUUCAUCAGUGUUUCUCACCUUACGUCCCACCAAACACUUCACACAGGGGAGAAACCAUAUCAGUGCCCCAAGUGCGAGAAACGCUUCACUCAAAAGAGUCACCUGACCUCUCACCGAACAAUUCACACAGGGGAGACGCCGUAUAAAUGUUCAGAGUGUGGGAAGUGCUUCCGUCUCAGCAGAUACCUCACUUCCCAUCAGAGAAUCCACACAGGGGAGAAACCGUAUCAGUGCUCAGAGUGUGGAAAGAGCUUCGGUGAAAAGAAAACUUUAGCUUCUCAUCAAAAGAAUUCACACCCCGGGGAAACCAUGUACAGUACUUGAUUAGAGAGUGGAAAAUACUUCUGUCUGAACAGUAAUCUCAUCAUUUGUAGACUGUCACCGUUGGAGAUACAAUAAAAAGUUAUUUACGAAAACAACAACCCGAAAACCAAUGAUCUCAUCAAAUAAUUCACCAAGCAGAAUCCAUAUCAACAUCACCUCAGCAUCACUGCACACCUUCAACGUCAUCGAAGAAUCUACACAGGGAGUAGACUAAUCCUUUGGACAUGGACAGAGCUUUAUAGACAUGGAUGAAGCUCACUCUUCUGCACUCAGGAAAAACUCUGUAGAACGAGAUUCUAUCACUCACUUACUGUAGAAAUGAAUGCCAGGCAAGGAGUCACAUUAAUGUGCUGAUAAGAAAGAAACCUGUUUUUUAAAAUUUGAUUUCCACUUGCUUUAGUAACAGAGAGAGAAAUAUAGGUAUAGGCUAUAGGUAAUUGAUUGGUGGUCCAAAAUGUGGUAUAAAUCGUGACAGGGGAUAGCUCCUGCUAGGCUUCCACUUGUCCCCACACAAUAUCCCGCCAAAGCCUUUUGUGGAAUUUAAGGUGGGUGUCACUUUCCGAGGUGGGAUAUGAGUAGCUCCUAAGCAGAAAUGCUGUUUACUCAGGUGAGUUUGUCUAGAAAGGAGGGAAAGUGCAGGAACAGGCAGAAGAAGGAUUUGCCAAGUGUGCGAGAUAGAUCUUAAACACACACUAAACACUUACAGUGGAACCUCGGUUUACGCCUACCUCCGUUUAUGAAAUCCUCCGUUUACAAACGCCGCGGACCCGGAAGUGUUUGCAUCCGGGUUCCGCAGCUCGCGCAUGCGCAGAAGCAAUCUGCGCAGCGUGGUGUGUGUGCAGAAGUGCUCUAUCGGUGUUUUGCGCACGCGCAGAAACGUGCCUUUGGCGAGCGAAUGCCUCGGCGAGCGAACGUCUCUGUGGAACGGAUUGCGUUCGCAAACCGAGGUACCACUGUACAUGCUCAUUCUCUCUCACUCACACACACACACACACACACACACACACUGUCAUGCGUGCAGAGUCUGCCUCCCUCUCUGGUAACUUCACAGAUAAGAAUUAACGAGCAGUUUAUAUUUUAUAGUUCUUUUAUUCAGGCAUCAGUUUGCCAGCAACAAUCCACAUCCCUCCACAUGGAGAGCAGUUGGCUUCUCUAAAUCCUCCUGCUUCUGUCUUCCGCAGCAGUCGAGGUGCCAACGGGAAGUUCCUCCUCCUCCUCUCUGCGUCCUCCCGCCCUCUCUAAUGCUGUCUCUGCAAUCUGUCCUCUCCCUUCUGUCCCUCUUGCCAUUAUCUCAUAGCUAGGCAACUCCUGCCUAAACUGCUCUGUGUCUGCGUCUGUCUCAGCUUCUGAGACAGCUGCAGACAAGGGGGGGGAAAUCUUCCCCCUCCAGCUCCACUUCUGGGAGAAGCUGCUCUGCCCGGGAAGGCAUUCCCCCUUCCUCUGCUUCAGACCCUACACACACACGCACACAUACAAAAUAGUGAGCACUCCUUACAUCCAGUGAUUGAAAGCACACCUACUCAGACACAGAUACACCCACCCUCUUUGGUUUGGGUAAGAAUUGACUCCUGAAACCCCAAGGGAACAGAAUCCACAUACACUCUCUAUGCUUAUUCCAUGGGGCUUAUUCCCAGAAAUUGAAUAUUGCCUCUUUUAUCCAGAACUUUUUACAGUGUCUGAGGAAAAGCUGAAUUCACUUUUGAUUUGUACAGUACUAAAAAACCGACGCGGGUGGCGCUGUGGUCUAAACCACAGAACCUAGGGCUUGCUGUUCAGAAGGUUGGUGGUAUGG
Molecule: messenger RNA, 5843 nt
Organism: Zootoca vivipara (common lizard)
Lineage: Eukaryota; Metazoa; Chordata; Lepidosauria; Squamata; Lacertidae
Source: RefSeq, a predicted model, not a curated record